This is a messenger RNA of Annulohypoxylon maeteangense, 747 nucleotides long. RefSeq lists its product as uncharacterized. NCBI's taxonomy places the organism in Eukaryota, Fungi, Ascomycota, Sordariomycetes, Xylariales, Hypoxylaceae. The coding region runs from base 1 to 747 and encodes 248 amino acids. The transcript is spliced from 2 exons. The record is from RefSeq and is a predicted model, not a curated record.
AUGAACUUUCGUGAGUGGGAUCUAUCAACUACUCUAGGCUUACCCCCCAAUUUUCCUCGUGUAGACUACAACAUUACCAGGGAUAGUAUUGACAACAUUCCUAGAGGAUGUCGGCGUUCCAAUUGUGAGCGAUUCUAUCUCGAGUUCUUGGAGGUCGGUAGAGGACCUCGCCAAUUGCAACAAUACCCAAAUUACGCCUAUAUCAAGAUCGAUUUUGCAAGGAACUUUGGUGAAUACGAGGGCGUUGGUAUAUUCAUACUCCCAGACCUCGACGGCAGUGUUCCCGUGGAUGGUGUCGACUUCUCGGAACACAUACCUGGGAAAAUGGUCGUCGUGCCUCUUCCUUAUACACAAGUUUCUGGGGCUUCAGUUCGCGCUUUUCAGUUUUCCACCCCGUCUAGGAGUGAUUCUAUGCCCUUGGGAGGUCUACUCUCAAGUAUGACUCGCACCGGAAUGCAGCACUUUGACUUUUGCCAAAGUGGAGGAAGGAAUUCGCUGUUGCGCGGUUGCCGCGACUUUGUUUUCCAGAUGUUGAUCCAUAUGAUGCUUUCUGGGCACAUCGAUGGUGGAGCGAGAACGAUCUGGCCGGCCAGCAGAUAUGGAUUACCAGACGUAAAAGGCGUAUCGGACACCAUGGGAAAGCAAUUUGGCCCUGGAAUGGACGCUGAGAAUCUUAUCCGCAGGGGUCGAUUUCGUAACUUCCAGCGCAAAGUGGCUACCUCUUCGAAAUAUGAGCCGGAACUGUAG